This is a messenger RNA of Hyposmocoma kahamanoa, 1386 nucleotides long. RefSeq names its product gustatory and odorant receptor 22 (gene Gr21a). Bases 1 to 1386 code for a protein of 461 amino acids. Gene Ontology annotation, cellular component: membrane; axon; dendrite. Gene Ontology annotation, biological process: sensory perception of taste. The transcript is spliced from 9 exons. The record is from RefSeq and is a predicted model, not a curated record. Lineage: Eukaryota; Metazoa; Arthropoda; Insecta; Lepidoptera; Cosmopterigidae.
AUGAACAAAGAGAAAUUUCGAAUGUACAAUCCGAAUCAAAAUGAGGAGAUACGAAAGCGAGAUAUGUUUGGGAAGGAGGAUAGAAAGGAGUGGGACGAGCAACAAAUAAAAGACAUGUAUGGACCCAAAAUCACUGACAAGGACGGUAAACUACUAGACGAUCAUGACAGUUUUUACAAGACUACGAAAAGCUUGCUGGUGCUGUUUCAAAUAAUGGGAGUUAUGCCCAUCAUGAGAGUGCCCAGAAAUGCUCGAACUACUAAGCGAACAACUUUCAACUGGAUAUCAAAAGCCACAUGCUGGGCGUAUAUUAUUUGGGGACUGGAAAGUAUCAUUGUUGUCAGAGUGGGAAGGGAGCGGUUGGAAAACUUUCAAAAAAGCUCAAAUAAACGGUUCGAUGAAGUCAUUUACAAUAUUAUCUUCUUGAGCAUUUUGAUCCCGCAUUUCUUGCUACCCGUGGCUUCAUGGAGACAUGGGCCUCAAGUUGCCAUUUUUAAAAAUAUGUGGACUCAUUAUCAGUUGAAAUACUUAAAGAUCACGGGAACACACAUUGUCUUUCCUAAUCUAUACCCUUUGACGUGGGGUCUCUGCUUUUUCUCUUGGGGCCUCAGUUUCGCCGUUAUUCUUUCGCAGCACUAUUUGCAAGACGACUUUGAAUUGUGGCAUUCCAUUGCUUACUACCAUAUUAUUGCUAUGUUGGACGGAUUUUGUUCUUUGUGGUACAUAAACUGCAACGCCUUUGGGACAGCUUCUAAAGGAUUAGCUCAGAAUCUUCACAAAGCACUAGAAGCUGACCACCCAGCGCUUAAAUUGGCGCAGUACCGUCAUCUAUGGGUAGAUUUAUCGCAUAUGAUGCAGCAAUUGGGUCGUGCCUACUCCAACAUGUAUGGUAUAUAUUGUAUGGUGAUAUUCUUUACAACCGUUAUCUCUUUGUACGGUGCUUUAUCAGAGAUUCUGGAGAGAGGUCUAAGCUACAAGGAGAUGGGAUUAUUUGUUAUCGUUACUUAUUGCAUGACUUUGUUGUUCAUUAUCUGUAACGAAGCUUACCACGCAUCGAGGAAAGUUGGCCAUGAAUUCCAAAUACGUCUCUUGAAUGUGAACCUUGGAGCAGUUGAUCGAAGUACCCAGCGUGAAGUGGAAAUGUUUCUUGUUGCCAUCGCUAAGAACCCACCUAUUAUGAACCUAGACGGAUUUACCAAUAUCAAUAGGGAGUUAUUUACUGCUAACAUUUCGUACAUGUCCACGUACUUGAUAGUGUUAAUGCAAUUCAAAUUAACAUUACUACGGCAAGGCGCAAGAAAAACAAUCAAAGCUGUAGUGAAAGCCAUAUUUAACACUACUACCACCUUGGGUUACGACAACGACGACGAUGAAGAUGAAGAAUGA